AUGACAAAGGAUUAUGUUGAAUGUUCAGAUAAAAAUAGUAAAAUAUUUUUAUGUAAUAUUUGUUUUUCAGAAGAAAGUGAACAUAGAAUAGUUCCAUUGGAUGUUUAUGAUAAUAUAACAGUUCGAUUUCGAAAGACCAACACUCUUUAUCGGGUACGUAUAUAUCAAGAUAUGACCGUGAAAGAUUUAAUUGCCGAUGUUUGCCGACAAGCUAACACAAACAUCUGCAACAAUUGUUACUUAUGGUUUGAUUCACGCGAAUUAAAUAUUAAUGACACAAUUUUUGAAGCUGAUCUUUACAGAUCAUGGAAUUCAACAAAAGACUUACCAGAAAUUCGUUUAAAAUAUAUACAGAUUCUUCAAUCAGCAAUUCAUAUUGGUAAACAAAUUUUUCUUGCAUCACCUGAACAUAUUUCUUAUAAUGAACUUUUUGAUAUUUCUCUACCGUCCACCAAAAAUAGUAUUACCCCAAGUGUUGUAAAGAAAAUCGCUGAACAGAUUAUUCAACGUGAAUCAUCAGUUUCUCAAUCGCUCCAUAAUAACGGCGCUGUAUUUAUUCCGUUACCAAAUUGUUCAAGACAGUUAAUCGAUUCACUUCCGACGAUAAUCUUAACGGCACCACUCUCCCCAAAUCAAUUCGAUUGGAAUGUAUUUCUUGAAUGCUUAGCAGAUGAUCUUGAAAUCAACAGAACUGAUUUGAUUAUUGUAAAUGUGGAACAAGGUAGUACUAAAUUUAAGAUCAAGUUACGACCACAAUUACCUCAGGCUUUAGAAACCGUCAAUAAAAUUGCAAAAAAACUGCUGGUUAUGGUUUUACCCAAGUGUGAAAAAUUUGUUGCUAAACAUACAAUAUCAAUGAAAACUGAAAUACAAGUCGAAUUGGAAAACUUUGCUGAGAAAAAAAUCAUUGAAGAUAAAAGUUGUCUCUCUCUUGAAGAGAUUGAUCUUGCUCUUCGUCUUUGCGAACGACCUGCAAUUAUUGAGAAUAAUAGUUGGAAAUUUUUGAUAAAUAAGAAUCGUCAUAUUAGUACCUGUCUUAUGCAGUCGAUUCAAUCGUGUAGUGAUGAAUAUGUUAUUGAUCAUGUUUCGAUUGUUUACAAUGAACAGAUUUACGAUAAAUAUCAAAACUUAACAACGACUGAUAAAAAUGAGAGAAUCUUGUUUCAUGGUACAAGUACUAUCAAUAUCAACGGAAUAUUCGAACAAAAUUUUCAAUAUAAUUCUCGUGUAAAACGAACGGAUAGAGGUUGGUAUGGACAAGGCAUUUAUUUUAGUAGAUCGCCAAAAAAAGCUUUAAAUUAUGCUAAAUCGAAUUCAGCUUUUUCUUAUGUAAUAUGUAGCCUUGUUCGAUUGGGUAAAACAUUAACGGUUACAGACAUGAGAUAUAAAGGCAAACCUAUGCAUCCGGAUUACGAUAGUCAUUAUAUACCUGUAAGAAUUGAUGGAGAUCCUAUCUCUAAAGGAGAAACUCUAACUUUUGAAGAAUUUGUUGUUAAAAAGAGCGAACAAAUUAUGCCAUUGUAUAUUACUGGAUUAUUAAAAGUGUCGUGUUUUGUUAUUUGGCGUGAUGCAAAAAUUACAAAUGAAGCUAACUCUUCUAUAUUCGAAGAUAUGAAACAACGUUAUGCUUUUAAUAUCUAUGGUACACAAACUAGUAUUGAAGCAAUCAAUAUUUUAAAUAUUAAAUUGAUAAAUAAUGACUGUAUGAAAUGUGUUGUCGUAUCGAAUGGAUCCGAUGAUGGUGAAGACUUUGUCAAACGAUGCCGAUCAAUACGAUCGUCUCUACCGAUAAUUAUCUUUUGUCAGAAUAAAAGUUAUCAUAAAAAAUGGGCUGCAACAUUACCAAACCCCAAGAUUAAUGUAACCAGUAGUCCUGAAUAA
Messenger RNA from Rotaria sp. Silwood2, 1881 nucleotides. Lineage: Eukaryota; Metazoa; Rotifera; Eurotatoria; Philodinida; Philodinidae. The record is from the annotation of a GenBank genome assembly.